AAAACUUAGUAAGGCUUUUUCUUUUUAUUAUCAUAAUUGAUAUCUUGGAAAAUCAAUGAGUUUGUGAGUAGUUAUUUAUCAAAUCUGUGGCAAAACCUUUUGUGAGUUGUUUUUGGGGUAAAAUAAGGGCUCCAAAAGAAAGAGAAAGCAUAGUAUUUGCAGAGAGAAAAUACAGAUUGUUAGAUGUCCUUUAAACCAUUAUGCAUUAUUUGUUUAUCAGACUGCGACAUGGAAGGCGCUCUUUCCUCAUGCAACCACUUCUUCUGCUUUCGUUGUGUACAGAAGAUAAAGUCGGCCCCGGCCUUUGGAUCAUCAUGCCCGAUAUGUAAAAAAUGCUAUAAUUUAUUCAGCUUAAAAUCUAGCAAUAUCAACCCUUUGCUUCUAGAUGCAGAUAUUACGCUCCAAAACAACACAAAACUGGUAUCUAAUCAAAUCUUCUAUUAUCAACAGACUAUUGCUCGUAUGCGCUCUGUUCUUAUGAAUAUGCGCGAUAAAUUUAAAGUAUUAGAGUCACAAAUGCAAGAAAAAGAUAACGCAUUGACGCGUGCUUUAGAAGAGCGCCAACGUCAGCAGGAAUAUUUCUCAAUGUAUCAAACGCGCCCUUCCUACUUCACAAAUAAUAAUAAUCAACUGAUGAUGCCAGGUCAAUACGCCUCGCUGGAUUCUAUCCCUUCGGGGCAUUCCGUCGCUACGGUAUCACACACACUGAAUAACAACAAUUUUCAGGUCCGCAAGAACUCUGGAGAAAAUUCGCUGAAUGAAUUUGAACCCUACUGUAAUAUCCAUACAAACACACCUCCAGCGUCGAAAACCCAACUGUCUGGUGGCAAAUUACAACCCUCCGGAGAGCAUCAACCGCUUGGCUGGGCGGAAUCCUCCCACGGUCUAAAACGACAUCGUGAGAAUCUUCCAUCCACUCAUAGUACCCUCGCGGUGAUCCCGUCUUGCCCCAACCCCCCUCCCUCUGAACACUAUUCGGCAUCCUCAUCGCACGCGUAUUUAACGCCAAAUUCCUGCUCAAACGCAAACAAUCGCCAAAAAACGCCGUCAUUUCACUUUUCCACAUCAUUCUCAAACCCCAAAGCCCCGGGGAAUUCUCGUGGCCAACAUUCCAUUCCUCCUUAUGGUAGCAUCGGUAGUAGGACACCUAAGUUGCUGCAGGGGCUUUUGUCUCAUGCAUCGUGA
This is a messenger RNA of Phytomonas sp. Hart1, 1185 nucleotides long. The record is from the annotation of a GenBank genome assembly. NCBI's taxonomy places the organism in Eukaryota, Euglenozoa, Kinetoplastea, Trypanosomatida, Trypanosomatidae.